GGGGAAGAAGACACGUCUUGUCGGGUUCUCUUUUCGCAGAAAAAAGCGACGAUUGAUUGUUUCUCUCUCCACAUUUCUUGCAAGUCCUCUCCUUCUCUUCUCUUCUCUUCUCUUCUCAGAUCAUCACCGCUUCAAUUUGACCUUUGCGUGAUUUCGCUUUGACUGAGUCCUUUCUUUAGUUUACCCCUCAUCUGAAAAUCCCGGUUGAUCUUCAGCCUAGAAUUUUCCGAAUUGAGUUAUGGGGAGGUUGUUUGUGGUUCAUCUCGAGGGGAAGGUCUAUAGCUGCAAACACUGCCGUACCCAUCUUGCUCUCUAUGAAGACAUCGUUUCCAAGUCUUUCCACAGCAGACAUGGGAAAGCUUAUCUCUUCAGUAAGGUCGUGAAUGUUUCUGCUGGAGAAAACGAGGACAGACAGAUGCUCACUGGGAUGCAUACUGUGGCUGACAUUUUCUGUGUGGGGUGUGGAUCAAUUGUGGGUUGGAAAUAUGAGACUGCUCAUGAAAAAAGCCAGAAGUACAAGGAAGGAAAAUCUGUACUUGAACGGUACAAGGUGUCAGGUCCUGAUAGCUGCAAUUAUUGGGUCGGCCAUGAAGCACAUGGUGGAAGUGAUGCAGAUGACGCUUAGUCGUCAUCUGCCAUUGACAAUUGAAUUGUACAUUCUUUAAUCCCCUUCCCCUGUUGUUCAACGAAUGUGGAUUUUAUUCGGGCAGUAUUGCAAAAUCUGCUUGUUGCCCUAAAGACAAUUUAUAUACAUUUGAUUGUUAAUUCUGAUGUAAAAAAAAAAAAAAACUAAUGUUAAAACUCCUAAGUUCGAAUCAAUCAUGUUUUUCUUGUUGUA
Messenger RNA from Vigna unguiculata (cowpea), 838 nucleotides. Its product is annotated as protein yippee-like. The record is from RefSeq and is a predicted model, not a curated record. NCBI's taxonomy places the organism in Eukaryota, Viridiplantae, Streptophyta, Magnoliopsida, Fabales, Fabaceae.